This is a messenger RNA of Trichoderma asperellum CBS 433.97, 5106 nucleotides long. Its product is annotated as putative NRPS-like protein biosynthetic cluster. Lineage: Eukaryota; Fungi; Ascomycota; Sordariomycetes; Hypocreales; Hypocreaceae. Gene Ontology annotation, biological process: fatty acid metabolic process. Gene Ontology annotation, molecular function: medium-chain fatty acid-CoA ligase activity; phosphopantetheine binding. The record is from RefSeq and is a predicted model, not a curated record.
AUGGACUCUCUCCAUUCCCUCUCAGGACUCUCAGUCUUACUUGAGAGCUUAUACUCCUUGCCGAUACCUGAAAUCGCCACCAGCGGAGAGUUUCAAACCCUUCUAUGUUCAGGUAUUGACAAGAAACGGAUUUUGGAGGCAAUCCCAGACACGCCACAUCCUUCCUCCCGACCGCUGGCGUUACUUCGUGUACUAUUGACCGAGUUACCGGGACUCUGGCCGACGUUCCCCCUCGUCAAGUGCUUCACAAGACUGUAUCACUUGAUGCCAGAAGAUGCCAGGUCUCAUCAAGAUGAGAGAUUGGCACAAAUAAUCCACGACACUUCGGAAAUGGUCAAAAAAUCGUAUGGGUCGUUUGCGUCUUUUAUUUCUUACGACUCACGGCCAGCUCUGAGAUCAUCAACGCCAGGAAGCUAUAUAACCCACAAGGGCUUACGAAGAUUCGUUGAUAACUUUCGACUUCCAUCUGGAAACUUUGCUCGGAAGCCGAUUGUCGCAAUAGCUUUACCCAAUGGCCCGUUGCUUGCUGCGACCUGUAUCGCGGUUACAACAUACUAUACCUCUGCGCCAAUCAACCCUGCUGCUGGCGCUGAGCAAUUUCGUGCAGAUGUGCAACAAGCCGGUGCUCUGUUCAUACUGACUACGAGAGACGACUAUGAAAGACUGGAACUCGGGGAUCCCUGGGUCGCCUCAGCAGGCAUCCAGGUCUUCGUGGUGAAGUGGGAUGAUGGCGACGAGAUUGAAAUUCAAGACCUCAACGGCACUGCUGUUUCACAGAGCCAGAGCCUUCCUUACAAUGGACCAGAUGAUUUAGGAUUGAUACUCUUUACAAGCGGCACGUCUGGCACAAAAAAGGUUGUUCCCAUGACAAUGCAUUCUAUUGUCUCUGGUAUUUCCUUUGUAGUAGACUCCUGGGGCCUGACUGCUUCGGAUAUAUGUCUCAAUAUGAUGCCAUUAUAUCAUGUUGGAGGAUUGGUUAGAAACAUCUUUGCUCCCAUCUUCGCAGGCGGAUCAACAGUAUGCUGCCCAGCAUUUGAUCCUAGUUUAUUCUGGGAUGUAGUUCAAGAAACUCCCGUUACGUGGUAUUACGCGUCUCCGUCAAUGCAUUCCGUUAUCUUGGCUGCUGCUUCGGAUCGCAAGACGGUCUUAGAGCAGAGCUGUAUUAGAUUGGCAUGCAAUGCUGCAGGAGGUCUCCUGCCGUCGUUGGCGUGUAAACUUCGAGAUACAUUCAAAUGCGUGGUACUUCCAAGCUAUGGGAUGACCGAAUGUAUGCCAAUAUCAACGCCGCCACUUAAUUACCAAUUAGACAGAGAAGGCACAUCCGGCAUCAGUGUAGGACCAGAACUUUCUAUACUGAAUUGGUCAGAUUUUCCGGUAUCAGUUGGCGAUGUUGGGAGGAUAUGUGUGCGCGGGGAGCCUGUAUUUCCUGGCUACCUCAAUCCUGACGGAACUCUGGAUAAGUCGCCAUUCAACUCAAACGGCUGGUUUGACACGGGCGAUCUUGGCUACAUGGAUAAAGAUGGCUACCUUUAUAUCACUGGAAGAAGCAAGGAAGUGAUCAAUCGCGGUGGUGAGCUCAUCUCACCGUUCGAGGUGGAAAAUGCCAUCAUGCGCUUAUCUAUGUCCCAAGAGUCGCCGCUCCAUGGACGUAUUCUCCAAACUCUUGCCUUCUCCGUGCCUCACGACGUGCUGCAAGAAGUGGUUGCGGUGGUGCUGGUAACCCCUGCAAAUACUCCUCGCGUGGAUCUGAAAACAUUACAGACCGCUUUACGUUCAUCAUUGCAGCAAGCCAAAUGGCCAGUUCUCAUCACAUACAUGAACGAUGUUCCAAAGAAGAACAAUAAAGUCUUGAGGAUCAAAUUGGGCCAGAGAUGCGGGAUACCAGAGUUGACAGAUGAUACAUCUUAUAUGAAGAGGCACUGGGAGGCUACGUGUCCCCCUCCAGAUACUGACCUCUCAGUUCCAAUUAGCUCCUUCCAAUGUGCUGUUGACUACAGUGCCUUGUCUGCUAGUUUGGAUGAUACCAUACCUGGUAAUUUCAGACACUACUGCAGACAAAAUACCACCAGAGGAACACUGCAAGCUUUUAUAAGCCCAAUUGAAGAGAAAUCAAGGGCAUUGAAUCAACAGCCAGAUGCCUUAAAAGCACAGCUAUCCAACAUCAUUCACGGAUACUUGGUGCCUGAACAGGUAUACCUGCUGUCAGAUCCUGUGCCACUUGAUUCUUCUGGCGCCGUCGAUAAUGACAAACUCGACCAGUUACUUGCCGAAAUGGGGAAUGCUUCUUUGCAGGAGCUUGACGCGUCCACUGACGGAAAAAUCAGAAAGAUUUUUGCCAAUGUUCUUUCUCGGGACCCAAGGGACAUAGCACUUGACGUCGAUUUCUUCACUCUAGGUGGAGAUUCUCUAAAAGCAGGGCGUCUGGUAUCGGCCUUACGGUCUACAUUUGCUAUCCAGAUUCCCAUCCAGCUUGUUUUCAACCAAGGGACAGUUUCUGCUAUUGCUACAUUUGUCGACAAAACAAUAGAGCUCCAACCGGCUGAUACAAUCACCGAUAACAAAGUUGGCUGCUCCAAGACUUACAGCUCGACAAAUCCUAUCGUGAUGCUUCUUCAGCUGAUUCCGCUCACUGUUAUCUAUCCUCUACGUCGCGCGGUUCAAUGGACCGCUUUCAUUGUUGCCUUGGGCUACGUUCAAGGAUGGCCAACGAACCAUCAUACGCUGGGCCGGCUGUUUAAUGUGGUGGUUUCAGUUCUAUUUUCAAAAUUUGUAAUUCGAAUUGUCAGUCCAUUCUUUGGCAUCGCCGCCAAAUGGCUGAUCAUUGGUCGCUAUCGCGAAGGGCUUUAUCCCAUGUGGGGGACAUACCACACGCGCUGGUGGAUGGUUCAGAAGAUUGUCAGUAUCUGUGGAAAAGGGUUUUUCAAUAUGAAUGGAAGCAUGAAGAUUAUGUACUACCGCCUGAUGGGGGCCAAGAUUGGCAAGAAUGUUGAGAUCACUGGCACCUCAGUUGGCGAGUGGGAUCUCCUUGAUAUCCGAGAUGGGGCAACCCUUUCACGGUGCAUGUGCCGCCCGUUUGCCGUGGAGGGCAAUACGUCCAUGUACCUGGGUCGUAUUGUUGUUGGAGAGAAUGCGUCUGUUGGUGCAGCAUCAAUCAUAGCGCCCGGUGCGGUUGUCCCCGCCAAUGCUUGCAUUGGACCGAAUUCGUCGAGCUGGGAGCUUGAUGAUGCUGACGAGGAGAACCGGGCACUUUCUCCUAGCCUGGCGCAAAAGCCGUAUUUGCUUCUCACUUGCCUAUUCACGGUACCGCUGGUUUUCUUCGUAUGGAUCUUAUCGCUGCUCCCUUGGCUGGGUGGCAUCCUCGGCAUGGUGACAGCGAUGCCUACUCCCGAUAUCUCGCCGGUGAGAAGUGUUGUUGACUGGUUCUCGACACCCAAACGGGUGGGAUACCACUCCCUUGCGUUAGUACUGCGAAGUGUUCUCAGUCCGUACAUCUUCUUUACUUUCGCCUUGCUCGUGAAAUCACUGCUGGAUGCUGUAUUUGGGAAGAUGACUUUUGCCUCUGCAAGAGACCGAGGAGCGAUUACUACGUGGCGAGCGGCUUUGCUAAAGACCUUGUUGCCAGUUUCGCGCCUGCACGACAUGACGGUGAUGUUUGGCCAGCACUACGAAGCAACAUCUAUAGCUUUACGCUUACUGGGUGGUCGAAUUGGUAAGCGAAUCUACUGGCCAGGCACGGGCCCCAGUAUUGGUGAUUAUCAUCUGAUAGACAUUGGAAAUGAUGUCGUAUUUGGAUCUCGCUCUCACUUCAUCACCUCGGAUGGCACCGGCUCCGAAAAGAUCACGGUUGAAGACCAUGCUAUGAUUGCAGAUCGAGUAUGUCUACUGCCGGGUGUGACGAUUGGCAGUCAAGCAACCAUGGGCUCUGGCUCGCUGACGCGCCGGGGAGCAUCUUAUGCGUCUGGUGGUACCUUCGUGGGCGCAAAAGGCCGCGACUGUGUUCAUCUCUCAGGUGGCCAGAGCACGGCAGUAGAUGAAAAGAAAUUACAUCGUGUCCGCGUGCGACAUAUACGCAGUGACGACACACUCACAGGCAACACGAUGGAUUUAGAUCUGAAGGAGGGUAGCAUGCAAGUUCGAAUUCCCCAUUCGAGCAGUGAUGAUACGCUCGCCGAAUUACGCACUUCACAAACGAAGCGAGGCGAAAUAAAAAAGGGGGGCUUUACGACUUCUGAGAGUGAAAAAGAUGACAGUGGAUCAGAAACGACGGAGACAGACGACUUGUCUCCAUUUGGGCGUGCAUUUUAUCUCAAACGUGCGCCUUACCACGUCCUAGGGCAAUUUGCCAUCUUCUGCUAUUCUUCAUUCAUCGUCAUUUUCACUACCUUUUACUGGAAUGCGCCAGUCGUCACAUGCGCACAAGUGGUUGACCAUCUUAUGGAUCGGUUUGUUCGACGUGAGGUAAGCUAUACCUUCAAUGUUGGCGUGCUAUUGCUCUUGUCUUGGGCAAGCAUGGCUGUCAUAUUUACGUUGUUGGCCAUUUUGGCGCUCUUCAUCGUCAUUGCGAGUAAAUGGAUUCUAUUAGGCCGCCGCACGCCUGGCAACUAUGACUGGGAUAAAUCGUCUUAUUGCCAACGGUGGCAGAUUUUCCUCAGCAUCGAGAGGCUUCGGCGGCGCUGCUUUCAUAGCCAAGGUAUUAUUGGGCUCUUAACAGGGACCAACUGGAUCGUUUUGUACUUCCGAGCACUGGGAGCUGAGAUUGGCAAAGACUGCGCCCUCUUUGCCAAUGGCAACCCCAGUUUGAUAUUCACAGAGCCUGACUUGAUCAAGCUAGGAGACAGAGUGGCUAUUGACGAUGCUAGUGUGGUGGCUCACAUCAACACUCGGGGCAAGUUUGAUCUGAACAGACUGCACAUUGGGGACAGGUGUGUGAUGCGUUCAGGAAGUAGACUGCUGAGUGGUGCCACGAUGAAGAAUGAUAGCUGUCUUUUAGAACAUACGCUCAUCAUGGGUGGCGAUGUGGUGGAAGAAAAUUGGACAAUGCAGGGAUGGCCUGCAGAGAGAUAUACCGGGAAGAGAGCAGCGGUUGAGCAGCGAGCAUCGAAGUGA